AUUUCAAACAGGAUGGCGGAUAUUUUAACUAAACGUAGAAAGCCUAAACUUGUUCAUGAUGGAUAUUUAUUUGUUUUUCAUAAAAUGAACAAAGACGAAGACAUCAAGUUUUGGAGAUGUGAGGCCUUCAACAAAAAAGAUGUCAGAUAAUCCUCAUAUUUGGUCGUAUGUCAUUUGGGGAGUGGUCAGAACAAAUGGAACAUGUUUUUGUUGAUGGGAGCUUUAGCGUUACUCCUCCUUUAUUUUAUCAAAUUUUUUGUGUGCUUGCAAGAAAACGUAAGUGGGUGUUCCCUGUGCUCUAUGGGUUGCUGACGAAUAAAACAAAAUCGACAUAUGCUCGCUUUUUUCGACUCGUCAAAGAAAUUUGGCCGCAGUUCAACCCACGUGUUUUCUCAACAGACUACGAAGCAGCAAUUAUUGGAGCUAUUCAGGAGGUUUUUCCUCGUUCAGAUCUGGCUGGUUGUCUGUUCCACCUGGUUAGGAAUCUUAAAAAAAGCGGAUUAUGCCAUGUGUCAACAGGGAAUGGAACCUCCACCUAA
This is a messenger RNA of Meloidogyne enterolobii, 539 nucleotides long. The record is from the annotation of a GenBank genome assembly. NCBI's taxonomy places the organism in Eukaryota, Metazoa, Nematoda, Chromadorea, Rhabditida, Meloidogynidae.